Messenger RNA from Scedosporium apiospermum, 498 nucleotides. RefSeq lists its product as uncharacterized. The transcript is spliced from 3 exons. The record is from RefSeq and is a predicted model, not a curated record. NCBI's taxonomy places the organism in Eukaryota, Fungi, Ascomycota, Sordariomycetes, Microascales, Microascaceae. Bases 1 to 498 code for a protein of 165 amino acids.
AUGCAUCUCAACUCGCGCGUCCAUCGGGGCGACCAGAUCUCGUGUCCCUUUUGUCAGAGGUCUUUCGUCUCAGCCACCGGCGUCACUCAUCACCUCGAGUCAGGCAGCUGUCCUGAAGCACCCAACUUAGACAGAGAGAAGAUCUACCGAGCCGUCCGGUCCAGGGACCCCCAAGGUUCCAUCACAAAGAAGCUACUUGAGUGGAAUGGACCUAGCCAGUACACGGUUACCGAUCGGUCCUGGAACGGAUAUGGGUUUGAAUGCUAUUUCUGCCAUCGCGAGUUCGAUCGCCUUCAGAGCCUCAAUCAGCACGUCAACUCGCCCGCUCACCAGCAGAAUCUGUACCAUUGUCCUAAUCGCGGUUGCGGCUUGGAUUUCAAAACUCUUGCCAGCACCAUUAACCAUUUGGAGAGCGAGUCUUGCGGAUUCAUGCGCUUCGAGGCCGUGCAGAGGAACAUGGGGGAUCUAAUUAGCAGUAACCGUCGUCUGACUUUCUGA